Strigops habroptila (Kakapo) is the source of this 8111-nucleotide messenger RNA. RefSeq names its product collagen alpha-1(VII) chain-like. The record is from RefSeq and is a predicted model, not a curated record. The coding region runs from base 165 to 7793 and encodes 2542 amino acids. Gene Ontology annotation, molecular function: protein binding; serine-type endopeptidase inhibitor activity. The transcript has 90 exons. NCBI's taxonomy places the organism in Eukaryota, Metazoa, Chordata, Aves, Psittaciformes, Psittacidae.
UUCACUGCAGCCCGGCUGACGCGGAUGCCUGUUCCUGGGGCUGUUGGACCCUCUCAUCCAUAGGGAGAAGCCAACACGCAGCAGCUUGGCCCGGAUGAAUGACUCUCCAGGCUGUGUUCUGAGUCCAGGAACCGAGGAGGAGCUUCUUCCCAAGGAAAAGGAAAAUGUAUGCCCAGAUCCUUGCCCUGGCAGUGGCUGUGGUGCAGUACAGAGCUGUGGCCAUCCAUGAAGCAUGCAGGACAGCGGAGGUGGCUGACGUUUUAUUCCUCGUGGGACAGUCACAGAGCACAGGGAAAGGCAGCUCUCGGCUGGUCAAGGACUUCAUCAGCAGCGUGGCCCGUUCCUUUGAGAAUGUGAUGAUGGGCAAAGGAGGCAUCCGGCUGGCGGUGGCACUCUAUGGGGAGAAACCAAGGAUGAGUAUUGAGCUCACAGAUUAUGUGACCAUUGAAGAAAUGCUGGUUGCAAUUGAGGAUCUCUCCUUCAAAGGCAGCACCUUAAAAACAGGGUCAGCCCUGGCGUUUGCAGCUCAUGCCAUGUCACGCCUGGACACACUGAGAGAGGGUGCAGCAAAGGUGGUUGUUUUGGUCACGGAUGGGAAAUCCAGUGACUCAGUUGAAGAUGAAGCCCAGGUCCUGCAGGAUGGAGGGGUGACAGUGUUUGCUGUAGGAAUUAAGGAUGCUGACAGGAAUGAACUGAACAAAAUAGCUUCAGAGCCCACUGCAGAGCAUGUGCUUUACGCUGAAGAUUUCCACCUACUCCACAACGUGGCCCCCAAACUCUCUCGAAGACUCUGUGUCACUGCCUCAGAGCCACCACGGCCCACCAAGCAGAUUGUACAAGCAGAGAAGAUCAUCGGCCCCCGGGAUCUGCAUGUCAGUGAGCACAGCCACAGCUCACUGCGCCUCACCUGGAUGCCAGCUACAGGGAGGGUGAUGGGGUACCGUGUCCAUCUGCGUCCCUUGAUGCCUUUGGGACAGCCAGUUUUGGAGGACCAGCGGCAGAUUGUGGUGGAUGGUGACAAAAGCACCGUGUUGGUGACUGAUCUGAAACCCAACACCAAGUACGUCUUCAAGGUGAGGGCUAUCUAUGGAGAUGGCCUUGGGGAGUCAGCAGCUGUCAAGGGGAAAACAACCCCUGUGCCUCCGGUCACUAAUUUCCGUGUGAUAGAAGAAGGACUUUAUAGCUUGAAGGUGGCUUGGACACCUCCACUAGGCAAACUGGAGGGCUACAAGAUCUACAUCCCCAGAGCCAACAGACCAGGAAUGACCUACGAGCAGGUCCUGCAGGGUGAUGUCUCUUCCCAUGUGCUGGAUAACUUGCAAGAGGAUAGAGAAUACAGCAUCAGCAUCUAUGCAGUGUACCCCCAGGGGCCGAGCCAGCCUGUGGCUGCUGUGGGGAGAACAUUGAAGCUCCUGCCUGUGAAAAGCAUCUUGCUGCAGAAUGAAACCACUGACACUGUCCAGGCAAGGUGGAGCCCUGUCCGGGGAGCAACGGGAUACAGGCUCACUUGGACAUCAGCAGAGGGCAGUAUCCAGGACGUGAACCUCAGCAGCACCUACAGCUACUACAUGAUCCAGGGGCUGCAGCCUGGCACAGAGUACACCAUCACCAUCAACCCCAUCUUCGGGGAUGUCGAGGGACCAGUGGUGAGCAGGAAAGCAACAACGGUGGCAUCGAGCACCGUCCAGAUGCUGAAAGUGAGUGAGAUAUCCAUCAACAGUGCUCUGGUCUCCUGGGACUCAGUUGCUGGGGCCACAGGGUACCGAGUGGCUUGGGGUCCUACACCAGAGUUCUUUGGCAAAGACCGUCCUCACCAGCUGGCCCUCAACAAGUCAACCACAGCCUACAAGCUCCGCAACCUGGCCUAUGACACUGAGUACGUGAUUUCCCUCUAUGUGCUCUUUGGCUCUAUGGAGGGACCAGGGAUCACAACCUCAGCCAGGACAUCUCCUCUUGGCUACGUGUCCAAUUUCAAGGUGAUGUCCCACACCAGCACAAGCCUGUCUAUAGGCUGGAGUGCCACAGCAGCAGCCACCAAAUUCAAAGUCACCUGGAGCCCUGUGGGAGCAGAAAAAGAAAACCAGGUUGCCAAGACUCAGUACCUGAGCAGUAAAGUGUUGACUUACAGGAUUGACCACUUGCUGCCCAACACUCUGUAUAAAGUCAGUGUUCAGGCUGUCUUCAGCAAGACCGAGGGGCCAGAGGUGACCCUGACUCACCGCACAGCAUCUUCUGGAGACUUCAACCCCAUCCGGACCAUCCAGGAUCUGAGGAUUAUUGACACUGGCAUAAAUAGUUUGAAGCUGUCCUGGAAGAGACUUCCUGGGGUAACUCACUAUAAGAUAUCCUGGGUGCCAUUCAAUGGUGGCUUGGAAACCUCCCAGCUGGUUGCAGCAGAGACAGACUCCUUCACAAUCCCCAAACUGAAGGAGAGCACCACCUACACCAUCUGCAUGUCUGCAGUGAUCAGGGGAAUGGAGGGAAGCCCCACGCUCCUCACAGCCAAAACCUUGGAUUUACCCAAAGUGACUGAGUUCACAGUGCAGGAGGCUGCAGAGACCAGUGUUUUGCUGGCUUGGAGGGCUGUUCCUGGAGCAUCCAUGUACCUAUUAACGUGGCGCUUGUCCUCAGCUUCUGAUCUUUCCCAGGAACUGUUAUCAGCAGCUUCUAGAUCAUAUCGAGUGAUGGGACUGAGCGCCAAGGAAAUGUAUUUGUUUUCUAUAAGACCAGUCUUUGGAGAUACUGAGGGACCAGAGACAGCUCUCUUUGGGCAAACAGUGGGACCUCACAGAGAUUCACCUGCACCAACCACUCCAGUGAUUUCUACAGAAUUGGAUAUGAUGAGGUCCACAUCUGUAUCUCCUAGCAAUGUGGGGACCACUCCUCUUCUACUGCCCACCAGCACAAAGCUACCACCAACCCCAGAGGCCCCGCUAUCGGCCACUGACGUGUCUGCACUGCUAACGACUGUCCCUGGGCCAAUCUGUGGCAAGCUCAAAGCAGACAUUGGGUUCCUGGUGGAUGAAUCCUCGAGUAUUGGCCAGAGCAAUUUCAAUAAAGUGAAGGAUUUCCUCUUCCGGAUCGUUUCCUAUUUCCCUAAGAUCGGGCCUGAAGGGACACAGGUUGCUGUUGCUCAAUACAACGAGGAGCCCAGGGCAGCCUUCUACUUCAACCAGCACCGUGACCGCAACAGUGCCCUGAAAGCCAUUAAAGAGCUGCGUUAUACUGGAGGCAACACAAGAACGGGUCGUGGUAUUACCUACAUGCUAAAGGAGUUAUUUCAGUCCUCCAAAGGGAUGAGACCAGAUUUCCCUCACAUGAUGGUGCUCGUGACUGAUGGACAAUCCCAGGAUGAUGUGUUGCCACCAGCCAGAGUAGCACAUGCUUUGGGGAUCCGCAUCAUUGCUGUGGGUGUCUCAGGAGCUGACCCCAUUGAGCUCAACAGCAUCUUGCUGCAGCAGAACCUCCAGAACGUUUUCUAUGUCAGCACAUUUGAUGACUUCCCCCACAUCCUCAGAGAGCUGAUAGAAGUCAUUUGUUCUGACCCUCAGCCUUCAGGGGCCCAGCUACCAUCUGGGGAGGUUGCCAGACAUGAAGCCGACAAGCAAUUGCCAUUUGGUGACAUAGAGAACAAGCCACACAUCCCUGAUCCAUCAUCAGCUGAACCACAAAUCCAAAGAGAAGAGAAGGCUUGUGGUCCCUGGUGUUUAAAGAGCUCCAGGGGCCCACCAGCUUAUGGAGGCUAUGACCCAUACAGCUUUACUACAAAGGGAGAGAAAGGAGAGCGGGGUCUACCUGGGAAGGAUGGCAUUCCUGGGCUGCCAGGCAGACCGGGGCGGACAGGUCCUCCUGGUCCCCUUGGACUCAUGGGUCCUCCUGGCAUCAAAGGUGAUAUUGGACCUCCAGGCUAUCCAGGACCAGUGGGACCAAAAGGAGACAGAGGUGAACCGGGCUAUGUCCUAGGAGGAGUGGAGGUGAUUCCUGGCCGCAAUGGGCAGCCUGGACCCCCUGGGCAGAAAGGGCAGCCAGGGGUUCCUGGGGUAGCAGGACCACCAGGUUUACCAGGGCCACAGGGACCACCAGGGAUCCCCAUCAAGGGUGAACCAGGGGAUUCAGGUAUCAAGGGCCCUCGUGGGAGGAAUGGCCUCAAGGGUGACAGAGGAGGCAUGGGAGAGCCGGGGAAACCUGGCUUGCCAGGUCCUGUGGGGCCACAUGGUGUUCCUGGACUGCCUGGACCAAGGGGAGAAAAGGUCAUUACUCAGAUGCUUGCUGAAUCCAUCAACCCAAGGGGGAGACAGAACAAAGGCAUUGCAGGAACUGGCAUUCCCGGCACUGCUGGCAUGAAGGGGGAAGAAGGAGAGCAGGUGUACCUUGGAGAGCACAUCCUGUGGUUACAAAUGCAAAGGGGGGUGAUGGGACCUCCAGGAGCACCAGGACCAAAGGGUAACAAAGGGCAAGGAGGUGUUAAAGGGGAAAAGGGACUCCCAGGACCUCCAGGCCAGAAAGGAGACCAAGGAAACCCAGGAUUUCCAGGUGCUCCAGCUAUGGGGGUUUUGGGACCUCCAGGCAAAAAAGGUGUCAGGGGAGAUAUUGGACCAACAGGGGCCUUAGGACCACAAGGAGACAAAGGAAUCCAAGGAGACAAAGGAGAGAAGGGAAGUCCAGGUUUCGGCAUUCCCGGUCAACCUGGUCUAAAGGGAGACCCAGGCGAUAGGGGAAAUGUAGGUUUGUCUGGCAAACCAGGGCAGAAGGGAGAUAUAGGUCUGAAGGGACAGAAGGGUGAACCAGGAUUACCUGGGAAACCAGGCAAGGCCGGACUAAGAGGUAAAGAUGGAGAACCAGGGAAGAAAGGCACCUCUGGGACCAAGGUUAUGGUGGGGCAUCAGGGGAGGCUGCUAUGCUGCUGCCCAAGCACCUUUGGUCUAUGCAGCAGGAGAGGACUCUCCAUCCUCUCCAUCCGAACGAAAGCCUCCACUCAGAAACAUCCACAUGCAGGAAAAGUCAUGGAGGGGGGUCCACCUGGACUCCCAGGACGGCCUGGGAUAAAAGGCGAUACUGGACAACCUGGAAAGGCUGGUGAGCCUGGGCUGCCUGGGACUCCUGGAAGCAUUAUAUCUUCUCUGGAGAACGCCAUCACCCUGAAAGGUGACAAGGGGGAUCGUGGGAAGGAUGGAUUGAAAGGUGAAAGAGGUCCUCCAGGCCCAAAGGGAGAACCGGGUCCACCAGGCAAAGGAGUGGAAAUGGAGGAUCUAGAGAGGCUUUUUGAAGCAAAUGGUAUCAAGCUGGCAUUGCUGAAGGACCUCUCCAAUGUGCUCCUGCAGAAUGGGCUGGAUGGCCUCAUGUGGCAGCUCGGUGGCUCCAGGACAAGCCAGACCUCCAGGAGAAAGCAGGCAGCUCUGCAUAUCACUGAGCACAGUGGUCCAUCUGCUGGUGGUUCUGAACCUGAGUACCUGUCCCUAGGGGACCCUCCUGAGUCCUUGGAGAAAACAUCUGAGGAAAGAAGGAAGGAGACAGACUCAAAAGGGGCAAACAGUUCUCUCAGCGGUGGCUUGGCUGUGCCCCCACCAGACCCAGAAGAUGAUCUACAAGGAAGCCAGUCCAUGGGGCUUCAGGAGUCCUUGGAGGACAGGGUGGAAGGACAACCAGAGCAGGACACCAGCCAUGAAAAUGUGAAUUCAGAUGAAGGCUCUGCACUCCUAAGGCAUGUUAGAGCCAGGAGAUCUGCUGAGCACAAGGCACACAAGGUUCAUCCCCCUGGUGCCCCAGGAGCUCGGAAAUCCCUGCCUGGAUCUGCGGCAUACCCAGGCCCUCAUCACCCGAGGAGAAUCAAGAAGGAGGGAGCUGGCACAGCAGAUCCUCCCUCCCAUGGCCAAAAGGGAGAAAUGGGAGUUCCAGGAGUCCAUGGAGACAAAGGAGAAAAGGGGCAGCCUGGGGAGAUGGGAGAACCUGGAACAAAGGGCACCAAAGGAGAAAGAGGUGAAAACGGUCAAAAGGGAGAACCAGGAAUUGGGUUCAGAGGUCCCGUUGGUCAGGCUGGGCCACCUGGAUUUAAGGGUGAGCCGGGGGCCCCAGGACCUCCAGGAGCUCAAGGCAUCCAGGGCAUUCGUGGCAACCCCGGCAUCCCGGGGUCCCAGGGGGACAGAGGGGCUCCAGGUCUGCCCGGGAUGCCAGGACAGAAGGGUUUUGUUUGCAAGGGGGAGCGUGGGAAGAGAGGCCGGAAUGGAUUUGCUGGACCCCCAGGACCAUCAGGAUCCCCAGGAAAAGAGGGGAUUCCUGGGACAGCCGGACCCAAAGGCAACAAGGGAGAAACCGGCAUUGGAGCAGCUGGACCAAGAGGUCCUCAUGGGCUGCCUGGUACUCAGGGUGAUGAAGGCAUCGUGGGAGUCCGGGGUCCUCCUGGCAUGAUGGGUCUAAAAGGCUUCCCGGGUCCGAAAGGCGAAAGAGGUGAUCGGGGGCUUCUGGGACCCAAAGGAGAAAGAGGUGAGCCCGUGACUAUUUUUGGACCCCAGGGCUAUAAAGGCAGUAAAGGAGAUCCCGGGGAACAGGGCCUGCCAGGUUUUGAUGGAGACAAAGGCGAGAAGGGAGAGGAUGGGCCUGUAGGAGAGAAGGGACUCAAAGGUGAAGCUGGCUCCAAGGGAGUGAUGGGGCUUUUUGGAGCAAGAGGACCAGUGGGACAGAAGGGGGAACCAGGAGAACCAGGCUUGCCAGGCUCUGCUGGUGCAGCAGGUCUCAAUGGGCAGAACGGGCACAAGGGAGCCAAAGGUGACAGAGGUCUUCAGGGGCAGAAGGGGAAGCCGGGAGAAAAAGGUGAUACUGGGACCUCUGGUGACAUCGGGCAGAAAGGAGCAAAGGGCUUACGAGGGCUUCCAGGACACAUCGGUGCUCCCGGAGCAAAAGGCAUCAAGGGAGAAACUGGCAGUCCUGGAAAACCAGGGAUUCCAGGAUCGGAUGGACCAUAUGGACCAAAGGGUGAACAGGGAGCAUCAGGGGAUGAUGGUGCCUCAGGGAUUCCUGGAGCGAAAGGAGAAAAGGGAACCAAGGGAGUUCCUGGUUUGGGAGGCUUCAAAGGACAAAUGGGAUGGCCUGGAAAGACUGGAGUCGCUGGACCAGAUGGACCUCAAGGGCCACAGGGUGAACCAGGGCCACAGGGUCCACGAGGGAAAAGAGGGAGACCUCAGCUCUGCCUUAGGGGACCACCAGGCAUGGAUGGGCAAAAAGGAGAAAGGGGUGAAAAUGGUCCAGCUGGACAGAAAGGAGAAAAGGGAGAUCCUGGUCUUUCUGAGGAAGAGGUGAAGGAGGUGGUCAGGAGCGAGAUGAGAGGCAGAUGUGAUUGUGGAGGUGAGUUGGGAAGGAUGCUCAUGGAAGGAGGUCUGGAGGCAGCAGAAGUCAACAGGCAGCUCCAAGGGGAUUUACAACCUCAGGAACACCCCAGCAGGGAUGGUAAAAACCAGGAGGAAAUGCUUAACAAAACUCAGAGCAUGACCACAUUGGUGACCUCCCUGAAGCCCUUCAUGAAGCCACCUUCACUUAUUGCAGUGGCUCCCCGGGCGCAGCAGGUAACGGGUCCCUCUCAGCACCAGCGCCGAGAAGCCCACACUCAAUUACCAGCACCCUGCCUGCAGCCGAUGGACGAGGGUUCCUGCCAGCACUACACCCUGCUCUGGUAUUACCAUGCAGAGGCAAACGCCUGCCGGCCCUUCCUCUUUGGGGGAUGCCGAGGGAACAGCAACCGCUUCGAAACCAAGUGGAGAUGUGAGCAGCAGUGCAGAACCUCAGCAGCCAGAGGGAGGUGAUGAGCUGCAAUUGCCUUGUUUAAAUCCAAGAGGAACAGAGCUGGGAGAAGCAUCUCCAGGACACCUCGGAGGCUGGACAAGCACGAGAAACCAUUUAACGUGAUGAGGCAAGGGAUGCUUGGAAAAUGACAUUGGAAAACUCUAAUUAUGAGCAGGAAAUAAGGUGGUGUGAGGAGAGGGAAGCAUCUGAUUGCUCAGAAGAGCAGAGAUGUCCAGACGGUCACAAUUACACCACUCAUCCCAUAGGACUGCUGUGCAAAACACAUACUCUGGAGUUUAUUUUUGUAAAAUAAAGUGUGUUAAUGCUGUUGUAUGUAA